UUUUAAUAACGCUGUACUUGAGCAGAGUGGCUUUACUGCUCCUUAAUACCUGACUGAUAGAAUUAAUACAUAAGACGCACUGCCAAUUUUUGGGAAAAUUUAAUGGAUUUUUAAUGAGCCUUAUAGUCCAGAAAAUACGGUAUACUCAACUCAACUGGUACUUUUAUCUAUAAUAUAUAGUCAAAAACUAGUUAAUAUUAGUAAUCAAUAUAAUUAUAACACAAUAAAGUUAGUGUUGUGCCUGAUUUAACCCACCGACUACUCCUAAAAGGGAUUUUUAGUGCUUUUAUAUAAAUUAAAUCAGAUCAUGGUUGUAGGGGAAUGUCAGGGUUGACCCAGGCAGAGAGACGAGGAGGCGGACGUAUGUGCAGUUAAGGUGAGAAUUUAAUAAACAAAGAGACAAGUACACAAGAAACAAAGAAAACAAGAAACAGAGGCGAGCUAAAACUAACAAACAAAAGAGAUACUAAAGAUAAACAAACGGGAAGACUAUAAAACUAGGCAGGAUAAACUAAAACAGGGCAAGGGAAUAAACUAGGGAAAAUACAGGGAACUAGAAAAUAACAGAAUAAACAGGAAGAUAAAUAUAUACUACAAACAAAUAGGGAGGCUGACAAAAACAAACGAGGAAAACAAUAAGGAACUAAACUAGAUGGAUAAUAACUAACAAACAAAGCGGGAGUAGAUAAACAAAGAAAUAAACUAAUAACUAAAGCUAGACAAUGAACUAAACAGAGCAAGGAUAAUUACAAGGAUUAAACUAAGAUAGACACGGAGAGAAACACUGAGAGAAACACUGAGAGAAACACUGAGAGAAACACUGAGAGAAACACUGAGAGAAACACUGAGAGAAACACUGAGAGGAAAUCUGGGAACACGGGAAGACAAACGACAGGAGACAGUGCAAAGACCGACAGAGGACAAGUAACAGAGGAAGUCUAUUUAACUAAACAGGAAACACACUGGGAGUGGAAACACCUGGGGAAGGGGUGGAGCUACAAAUGAGACAUGAGGUAAUGGAAAAUCACAGGCAGAACACAGGGGCACGGGUCACGUGGGACAACACAGGCACGAGGACAGACAGGAAACAGGGCCAGGCGUGACAGAAACCUCCCCCUAAACGCGCAGCUCCCGAGGCGCGUAAAAACAAACCCCGGGGGCUGGCGGCAGGGAGAGGCCGGGGAAAACAGGAGACCGAACGGGAGACUGGACAGGGAACUGGACAGGAGAUGGAGACUGGACAGGGAACUGGACAGGAGAUGGAGACAGGACAGGGGACAGAGACUGGACAGGGAACGGACACUGGACGGGGAACUGGACAGGUGACGGAGACUGGACGGGGAACUGGACAGGUGACGGAGACUGGACGGGGAACUGGACAGGUGACGGAGACUGGACGGGGAACUGGACAGGUGACGGAGACUGGACAGGUGACGGAGACUGGACAUGAGACAGAGACUGGACGGGACCGGACAUGGGAACAGGGACUAGAACAUUGACGGGGAUGGAAACAAACACAGUAACAGGGACAGGAACAGAGAAACCACCGGGGACAGGAACUGGAACGAUCACAGAUACGGGGACCAGGACAGGGAGAGACAGGGGUACAAAAGACACAGGUGGGUGCCCAGGACUGGUAAAAGUCUGUGGGGACAGCCUGGGCACAUAACUAGGGGCAAAGUCAGGAGGCCUAGGAGCAGGCCUGGAAAUACGGGGCCUGGGCCCAAACAUAGUUCUGGGAGCUGCAGGUGCUUGAGCUGGAGCCGGAGCAGCUGGGACUGCUGGUGCUGGAGCUGGAGCAGCUGGGACUGCU
Astyanax mexicanus (Mexican tetra) is the source of this 1813-nucleotide messenger RNA. RefSeq lists its product as uncharacterized. The transcript has 2 exons. The coding region runs from base 1230 to 1499 and encodes 89 amino acids. Lineage: Eukaryota; Metazoa; Chordata; Actinopteri; Characiformes; Acestrorhamphidae. The record is from RefSeq and is a predicted model, not a curated record.